AUGCCCUUCGGAUUGAAAAAUGCCGGGGCCACAUACCAGCAAUUGGUGAAUAAAAUGUUUUCGAAGUAUCUGGGGGACACCAUGGAAGUGUAUAUUGAUGAUAUGCUGGUGAAGUCUUUAGUCGCCGACCAACAUCUAGAGCACCUUCAACAGGCUUUCGAUCUGUUGAUAAAGUAUAACAUGAAGUUGAACCCAUCCAAGUGCUCCUUUGGAGUGGCGUCUGGAAAAUUUCUCGGGUAUAUGGUCACAAAGCGAGGAAUCGAGGCAAAUCCAGAUCAGAUUCGUUCCAUACUCAACAUCCCUUCCCCAACGUGCGUUAAAGACAUUCAGAGACUUAAUGGGAGAGUGACAGCCCUUAGCCGUUUUAUCUCAAGAUCAUCCGACAACCUUGAACCAAUUGAAAUUGUAUCUUACAUCCCCUCCGUUGUUAUCCAAACCAAGCACCGGGUAGCAGUAAGCGCAGUUCUGGUCAGGGAAGAAGACAAGAAACAGUUGCCGGUAUACUAUGUAAGUAAGAGUUUGCUGGAUGCGGAAACCCGGUAUAGUUUACUGGAGAAGCUAGCUCUAGCUUUGGUGGUUGCAGCCAGAAAACUGAGGCCGUACUUUCAAUGCCAUUCGGUUGCUGUGGUGACGAAUUUCCCGUUGAGGAGUAUACUCCAUAGACCCGAGUUGUCUGGAAGGAUAAUCAAGUUGGCGGUGGAGCUUAGUGAGUAUGACAUUACGUAUCAACCUAGAACCGCAAUCAAGUCACAAGUCCUGGCAGAUUUCGUUGCUGACUUUGCUCCAUCAAUACAGCCGGAGGCAGAUAAAGAAUUACUUUGUAUGGUAGAUCAAGCCCCAAAGGUGUGGACUUCAUAUGUUGAUGGCUCUAGUAAUAUCAGAGGCAGUGGUCUGGGAAUUGUGCUAAUCUCACCAGAAGGAAGUGUGAUUCAACGGGCAGUCCGGUGUGGUUUCCAUGCAACUAAUAAUGAGGCAGAGUAUGAAGCCUUGAUCAUUGGUCUGAUGCUGGCCGAAGAACUUGGAGUAGCGAGUUUGAAAGUUUACUCAGAUUCACAAUUGAUAGUAAAUCAGUCAAUCGGCUCUUAUCAGGCCAAAGAUCCGACGAUGACUUGUUAUCUGGAGCUAGUGAAGGAACUGCAACUGGCGUUCGUAGAGUUUUCUAUAACUCAGAUUCCACUCGCAGAGAAUUCAUAUGCAGAUGCACUGGCCAAUCUUAGGUCGUCAAUUCAAACCGACCAGGGGCAGACAAUUCCUCUGGUACAUCUGAAGUGGCCAUCGAUCAACAGACAGAGACAAUUGGAGAACCUGGAUGACAGCGAGGUCCUUCCUGUUAGUUCAGGCCAAACAUGGAUGACCCCGUUUGUUCAGUAUUUGAUUGAUGGUAUUCUGCCAACAGAAAAGAAUGAGUCCAGACGUUUGGUCGCUAAAGCUGCUAGGUAUGCUGUACAUGAUGGGCAGCUAUAUAAAAGGUCUUAUUCAAGUCCUUUGCUACGAUGCGUAGAUUCGGUGCAAGCCCAGUAUGUACUUGCAGAGUUGCAUGAAGGAGAAUGUGGUAAUCACUCUGGUGCAAGGAGUUUGACUCAUCGGGCGUUGACUACAGGGUACUAUUGGCCAACGAUGAGGUCAGACGCAAUUGAUUACGUAAGGAGGUGCGACAAGUGCCAGAGAUUCGCUCAGAUUCCGCACAUGCCCCCAGAAAGGCUUACUCCUAUUGCGGCGCCUUGGCCAUUCAUGAAGUGGGGAAUGGAUAUAGUCGGGCCCUUACCUAAGGCGUCAGGACAGCGACAGUAUUUUCUGGCAAUGACUGAUUAUUUCACCAAGUGGAUCGAAGCUGAGUCCUAUUCAUUGAUCAAAGACCUGGAUGUGAAGAAGUUCGUCUGGAAGAAUAUUAUAUGCAGGUUUGGAGUGCCCAAGGAGAUUGUGACAGAUAAUGGUCCGCAGUUUGCAAGUCAUAAAUUUCAAGAGUUCUGUGCGAAUUGGGGAAUCAGGGUAGAUUUCGCGACGCCAAGACAUCCACAGACAACUUCACGAACGCCUACGGGGGAAACUCCUUUCUCUCUGGCAUUUGGAUCUGAGGCUGUUAUACCCGUUGAAGCUGGACUGCCGUCCGCCAGAUUUCAGUGGACAAAUGAACAAAGGAAUUGGCAGGAGUUGAAUGAUCAGCUGGAUACAAUUGAUGAACUCAGAGACCAAGCGCUCACGCGAACAGCUGCAUACCAUGAUAAAGUCUCAAAGUACUUUAACAAAAAUGUUCGAACUCGAACAUUUCAAGAGGGAGAUUAUGUGCUCAGAAAAAUCUUUGAAAAUACAAGAGAGCUGAACGCUGGGAAGCUGGGCCCGAACUGGGAAGGCCCAUAUUUGAUCGACAGGGUACUAGGAAAUGGCGCCUAUAGACUACGCGGGGAAAAUGGAGAAGCAAUCUUGCAUCCUUGGAACGCCGUUCAUCUAUAG
Tripterygium wilfordii is the source of this 2451-nucleotide messenger RNA. RefSeq lists its product as uncharacterized. The coding region runs from base 1 to 2451 and encodes 816 amino acids. Gene Ontology annotation, molecular function: nucleic acid binding; RNA-DNA hybrid ribonuclease activity. Gene Ontology annotation, biological process: DNA integration. NCBI's taxonomy places the organism in Eukaryota, Viridiplantae, Streptophyta, Magnoliopsida, Celastrales, Celastraceae. The record is from RefSeq and is a predicted model, not a curated record. The transcript is spliced from 3 exons.